AUGGAGAACUCCAAGGAGUUUGCUGACAAGCUGUUCGGGAUAUGUCGAGGCAGAGGAACAUUGAGCCGGAUGAAGGCAUUAACAAGGAUCGGCUCAGAGAGGUGGAACAUGAACAUUGAUGGGAUGCUCACAGAAGAUGAGGUCAAGAAGGUGGCUACGCAAAUGAUCACAGAGAAGACUACUGCUGGGCCUUUUGAUCGACCAUGCCAUUCAAAAAGCUCUUUAGUGCAGUUUGCAAAAACAAAAAUCAGAGGAUUGGUCGUUUUUCUUGCGAGGUAUUCUGAAGAAUUUAAAUCAGCGGCAAUGAGUGGCGAUCAUGAAGCAGGAAAAGUUCUUGCGAGGUAUUCUGAAUAUUCUGCAGGUGCUGUCGCAGGUGUUGAGGAGGCCGAAGCAAAAGCAGCCCUCAUUGGGUUGCAUGCUCUCAAGGAUCUACAGGGCCCCGUGAUUUUGGAAUUUGACUGCCAAAUUCGGAUUAAGGAACUGAUGACAGGGAAGCAGUCCCUCUCCCCCUGCUAUGGACUGCUAAGAGACAUCAAGCAAGCACUAACAAACUUUUCGGAUCAUAGUAUCAGUAGCGUGGGGAGAUUGUGCAAUGCCCUUGCUGAUGAGCUUGCAGCGUUGGCCAAGAAUUCAGAACACCAGGAGAGGAUUGCGGACGUACCGGACUGCCUCCGCCCGCUUAUGAUCUCUGAAUUUAUGGUUUCAGCAGAGCAGCUUUACUACUCUGAAUCUCAAAAAGAAAAAGGUUGUGCCUCUCCCUCGGAUAAUCAUGGCAAUUUCAAGGGGUAA
Molecule: messenger RNA, 789 nt
Organism: Triticum turgidum subsp. durum (durum wheat)
Lineage: Eukaryota; Viridiplantae; Streptophyta; Magnoliopsida; Poales; Poaceae
Source: the annotation of a GenBank genome assembly